This is a messenger RNA of Alternaria rosae, 912 nucleotides long. RefSeq lists its product as uncharacterized. The record is from RefSeq and is a predicted model, not a curated record. The transcript is spliced from 2 exons. The coding region runs from base 1 to 912 and encodes 303 amino acids. NCBI's taxonomy places the organism in Eukaryota, Fungi, Ascomycota, Dothideomycetes, Pleosporales, Pleosporaceae.
AUGGCAUACCCACGAGUGCUCGAUCAACCCUUCCGCUUCCUUGACCUUCGCAAGGAGGUGCGAUUCAUUGUAUACGAAAAUCUUCCUCGGACUAUUAGUAACGCGACAAUCGAUCCCCUGCCCUACAACUACCCGCCUUCUCAACCAACGCUAUCUUUCACUCUCAUCCACCGCAGCACUAAUACUUCUAUCCUCUGUGUCUGCAAGGAAAUUUACGACGAGGCAGCACCGCUCGUUCACAAGACAAUCCGCGAUUUUAUCCUUGAGGCAUCGCCCAAGAUUGCAGGCGGCCUUGAUUAUUACACCCACGCCGGCCUCCUGACACCGAUUUUCUUCAAGCACCUUGCUGAAGCUCGCAAAACCACGGCAAAAUGGGAUAUGUCAGAUUUGCCUUUUAGUCCCGCCAAUGUAUUCCUACCCGGCAGCAUGAGUAGGGUUUUGCCCUCUUUACGACACGACGUGGUUGGCGAAGCUGCAAAACGUACAACAAGCACUUUCAUCACCGCGACCUCGAUACAGCUCCUCUACCACUACAUCAAGCGCCUAUCCCGCCCUGCGCUCAGCAACCCCACCAUCAAGUUCGUACGUACCUGGGAUCGCGAGGCAAUCGCCACGCGCGCUCUCAUCCUCCCACUUUGGGAGUGGUGCGUGAGGGACUUUAGCAUGGCCUUCACUGUUCCGAGUGGUGAUUUCCGCUCCAAGUGCUACGACUUCGGCGUCGAUAUCAAACUCGGUGGCUACGUCCCAACAAACAAAGGCCAGCAGCCUUUGCUAAGGGAAAACGCUCUGAUCACCUCGCCGAGAUAUCGUAACGCGGAUAAAUUUGUCCCGGAUGGAGUUGGUAGAGUGGUGAGACGACGAGAGCCUAUGAUGGAGAAGGAGUGGAGGGAGGAAUGGCUCCCGAAUAAAUAG